GCGAUGCAUUGUGGGUCAUUGUAAGAUGGCGACGCCCUGUGUCCUGUAAAUUUUCCCGUUACUACUGCAACUAUUGCCGUUAUUACACAUCAAUGUGUGCCAUUUCGUAAUAAAAAUGGGAGCACAAGGUAGUAAAGAUGAUCAGAAUACAGACACUAGACGGAACAUAAGAAAAGAUGUUCGAAUAAUGAAUUUUUAUGAGAGAAUAAGCAAUGGCCAGGUACUAACCUCAAGUCUGUUAUUGGGGUAUUUUCCUGAAUACAGUCAGCCGUUAAUAGAGCGCAUCUUUACUUUAGAAAGAUCAAGUGGAACUGUAGACGAGGAUAAGUUUUUUGACGUUGUUGAUAAGAUUCUAGCACCAAGGUCAUCAGCCUCUUUGACAAAGUUUUACUUUGAAUCAUUCUGUGGAUCUGAAUCUUUACAGGAGAAAGAUGUGGAGCUCCUGGUAUCCACCGCCUUCAGUCUCUUUCUAGUCUCCUGCGAGAUCUCCCUGGAGGCUUCGACCCUGGACCAGGAGACACAGCGGCUCCUGGUACACUCUAUCGUAUCCCAGGAAACCAGUGGAGCGGGGCUAGAAUGGAUGGAGAAUCACUGCGGGGAGCUUCUGAUGGGCAUGCACCACUGGUUUCUGGCUCGGAUAAACUCUGUAGAUGAUGUAGACUCAGCAACUGCAAAGGAAUACACCCUACCUGACCAUGAGGGCGCCCUACUAUCUAUCGGCAUGUGGUGGGCUUUGUCGAGUGGUUUACCAUCUAUCUACACAGAAUCCAAGACCAACUCUUCUAGUGUUUCUUCAUCUGGAGAAUCUCCUAAGACUCGGGUUUCAAGCAAGCAGCCCUGGACGUUGUUGUACAGCAGUAGAGAGCAUGGGUUGAGUGUUAACAGACUUCAACAUCACGUUUUUGGUUACAAGGGACCUACAGUACUCGUCAUUAGCUUUGAGGGAGGGUUCAUGUAUGCUGUAGGAUUGGACACAGAAUGGAGAGAGGGUACAGUACCAUGGGGCGGUUCAAGCUGUGUAGCUGUCAGACUUGCUCCAGAGUACAGUAUUAUUGAAGAGGGGGAGUACAUGGUGUUAUUCAAUGAGAAAUCACGCAACCUGCCGAAAGGACUCUUCAUCGGCCGAGACCCCAAGAGGAGACUCCUAUCUAUAACAGAAGGUCUUCAGACUAUCACUCAUAAAGGACUUACUGCCAGUGUCGUCAAUGCAGAGGUUUGGGGCUGUGCCAGCUCAGAUGUGAAACAAGAACAAGCUAAACAGAAAAAGACUGAACUCAAAGAUGCUGAAAGGAAUGCCAAGGUAAAGCUACCAGGCCAGUGGGACAACAACCCAGACAGGCUUCUCUUAGAUUGGGGCACCACCAGGACUGACUAUGCUGAUGCUUACAGGGAGGAGAAGGAGCAAUCUUGAUACAGGUCAAAAUAUUCCUUCCAAGUACUUCCUAUAUUAGAAGCUGGCAACUGGGACAAGAAGGUGUACAACUCAACUAAUAAUGUGCCAGUGAUAUCAAAUACAAUAUAGAAGAUAAAGACUGCCCAUGUCUCAAGUAAUAUUUUAUUUUUGUAUCAUAUUUUUCCAUAUGUAAUUUAUUAUAAUCCCUUUUAGUUUGAUAUUAUGGAUGAUACAAUGUAUGUAUAUAAUGGUACUUAAAUGUCUUAGGUCCUUAAGAGGUUUGCUGCAAUCUUUUUUUUUUAAUGACACCAUAAUCCAAUAUGUUGAUGACUGAUAAUAAUAAUAAUAUGUGGGUGUGUCGUGGUCAGUGGUUGCAGUAAACAAUUAUUUCAUGAGAAAGUCUUUAAAAUCAAGGUUAAUUGCCAUCAUAUUGUUAUAGAUCUAGAUCUGGUACAUUGAAAUAAUCUUCAUGAAAUCAUGAAGUCUUAGCUAAAAACUGAUAAUUCGAUGAUCACUAACAGUAAAAUGCAUUUGUGGGACAGUGUAUUAAUAUUGCAAGAAUAAGUUUACUGGUUCAUCAGUUCAGUUUGACUUUCUUUGUAAGGUGUGGGUUGAUAUAUAAUAAUAAUACUUUAGAGCACCUCACAGGCAGCACUUGUAUUUUGCUCUGCAAGUUUUGGUUCAUUUGUGUGUUUAUAUCUAUCUUUAUUGUUUAUAAAUUGUGACAUCCUGUUUAUUAACAAACUCCCUCCAUCUCUCUUCUCUUGACCUCUUACAAAAACAUCUCAAAACACACUUAUAUAACCAUAAAUCUUAACUUGUCUUAUGCCAUCAACGCACUUUGUAUCCUCUUGAAAAGGUGCUAUAUAAAUUCAAUUAUUAUUAUUAUAUCCAUUUUUAAAUUGAGAAUGAAACAGAAUAUUAAUCUAAUGAACUAUACUACUACUAAUACUACUAAUAUUAGUUCUGAGGGUAUUCACUUCAGCUCUUAUGAACUGUUUCCCAGGCGGGUCCUGCAUAACAUAACUGAUCGAUCGCAAGCUUGAUUUUUACGAUUGAUCGUACAUUGUAGUCCAUGGAAUCAAUCGUAUAAAAAUGUUCUACGAUCAUUGCUAAGUUUUGUGCUAUGGGCCCCAGUAUUGUCACCAUCUAAAUGACAUGACGCCACACUUUAAUCAUGUUUGUAAUUUCCACACGCUGCUAACUGGACUGAAGGAGCAUUCCACAGUGCCCAGUCAUAUGAGAAGUCUGUAGUAAUCUUUUCUACGAAACAAAUCGUUUCAGGUAUAUAGUAUGCAGCUAUGCAUUAGAGAUGUGAGAUUGUAGCUGAAUACUUUGUAUUUCUUAGUAUUAAUUUCUCUAUUUUUGUCUUGUUUCAGACAUUAGGAUUUUAAAAGGUCAGUGCUAAGAGGUAAACCAAAAAUAUAGGAGACAAAGCAUUCUCAUUUAGGUGUACUGCAGUACUAGAAUAUUUCUUUGAUCUGUGUAACAAACAAGUAUGUACUCUGCUAGUUGGUUUUAUUAUAUACAGUGCA
This is a messenger RNA of Lytechinus variegatus (green sea urchin), 2928 nucleotides long. RefSeq lists its product as uncharacterized. The coding region runs from base 116 to 1411 and encodes 431 amino acids. The transcript is spliced from 10 exons. Lineage: Eukaryota; Metazoa; Echinodermata; Echinoidea; Temnopleuroida; Toxopneustidae. The record is from RefSeq and is a predicted model, not a curated record.